GGCCCCUUUCACUCCGCUGCUCCCCGGAACCUGCCUAAGGACUCAUGAUGAACGAUUCGGACCUCAACGGGCCGACACAAGAGCAGGCACGUGAGGUCGAACGUUCACUCAGAGGUGGGGUGAGGAAAACUGAUGGGGAAAGCACUGCCAGGCGCCGGAAUGGCGGUGGUAGCCGCAUCAGGAGCCCCGGGGAGCAGCCUACCGGUAGGAGGGAGUUGGUGGGAGAGGAGGAUAGCGAUGGGGUGGAUAAGGCACUUACCCAGCCAAAGUUCGUUAUUCAAUAUUCACCUCUAGGAUGAGACGAUGCUGAUACUGAAUUUAGUAUGUGGUGGGUCACCUCUACCGCGUUUCCGCUUAUGGCGGCGGCAUUCGGGCCGCCGGCCAAUCUGAUGUCUGUAUGCGCGCUUGUGCAGUCGUGGCGGGUACAAAUACCACCUGGGGGGAAAGAGACGGAGGCGGCGGGAGUCGACGAUCCGGCUUGGUAAGCGAUUUUUUUCGUGAUAGGUGACAUGUCCUUGGCCGAACUGUUUACUGAUCCGUGUAUUGGUGCCGCAGGCUUAUCGCUAUCAACGUCGUGUCUUUAGCAUUCGCUCUAAUUGCCAACGUUUGUCUACUAUUAACAUUUGCUCGCCGAAUACGCUAUCAAUUAUCCCAACCGAUAGUAAUAAUUUUUUGGUAUGACAUUCUAUAUCCUCUUACCCUCUCACAAUAGAUAUAUCUCUGAUAGAAAUAGGUAUAUAUCUUCAUUCUUGCUGGUCGCUCUUGUUGCCGCUGCAUCAAAGCACCUCCGGCUUUACCCCCCUCAAGAAUUUGCCUUCUCUCAAUCCUACUACUACGGCAUACUAUCUUCGGCGCUAUAUUUCAUCGUAGCCACUUUCCUACUCUCGAACUAUUUCAAUAGCAUAAUAUUAAAACGCUACCCGCCAAUCUUCAAUAGGCCAACCCUCCCCCAGCGAUCCGUGAUGCUCCAGACAAUAAGUCUCACCUUUUACCUUGGCGUCGGGGCUCUGGUAUUCAGCAAGGUAGAAGGAUGGGAGUAUGUCGACGGGAUAUACUGGGCUGACUACACCCUCUUAACCGUCGGCCUGGGCAGUGACUUCAAGCUAGAGAAAAACCUCUCAAGGGCCCUGCUGAUCCCGUACGCCAUCGGCGGCAUAAUAAUCCUAGGUCUGGUGGUUGGCAGCGUUCGCUCGCUGGUUCUGGAACGUGGAAAGAUAAAAGUAAAACGUCGAGCGAUCGAGAAAGAGAGAAUGAAAUGGAUAAAGCGACUACAAGAUCAAGAACAGGAGCAAGAAGGGAACCCAUCUCGGCCCAAAAGCGAAGAAGAAAAACUCCACGAUGAGUUCUGCCUCAUGCGCAAGAUCGAGAAAACCGCCAAUAGGAAGAGUAAAUGGGCCUCCCUCGCCACCUCCCUGACGGCGUUUCUGUUCCUCUGGUUGGGCGGCGCCAUGGUCUUCACAUUCUCGGAGCGGCGCCAGGAAUGGUCCUACUUUGAGUCCUUAUACUUCACUUACGUGACGCUCUUGACGAUUGGGUACGGCGACCUCUACCCGGAGUCUAAUUCGGGAAAGCCAUUUUUCGUGGUUUGGACCAUGAUCGCCGUGCCCGCCCUUACAAUCUUGAUAUCGAACAUGGGCGAUACGGUGGUGCGGAUGAUCCAGAAAGCCACAUUCUGGGUCGGCGCGAAGACAAUCCUGCCAGAUUUGGACAUUAACAUCUCACUCACCCAGAGGCUCAAACAUAUGAAACGCACCCGGCUGGGAAAACAACUCGAGAAAUCCCCCGCAACCACCACCAACACCUCACCAGGGUGGUCACAUAACCCACAGGAAGAAAAAGAGCCACUGCCAAAACAAUUGGCAGCAGAAAUACACAUGCUGACAAAACACAUGACCAGCAAGCCGCCAAAGAAAUACUCCUUCGAGGAAUGGGUGCGAUUCUUACGACUACUGGGGAUUGAGUGGAAGGCGGGGGGCGAGUGGAGUUGGUUGGACCAGGACGGCCCAUUGGCGAGUUCUUUGAGCGAGACCGAGUGGCUGCUCGAGAAGAUGUGCCAGAGGUUGGAGGGGAAUAUCGAAAAGUUGGGUGAGAAGGAGGGGAUCAGAGAUGAUCAUGAAUCACAGGGGGAUAACCAUUUGUGAGAUGUAUCAUAGGCAGGUGAGAGGGGGGGGGUGCUGUUUUCGCCGCUUUGUUUGAUUACUUUUUCCUUUAAGUACGUACAUAUACCCGGGUUUGGCACAGUGCAGACUCGGGGGAUCUCGGGGCUUCCUUUAUAACUCGGCUUGUCUUUUCCUAAUGUACAUGAUAUUAUGUGUGAACUCCCAAUCCAGAUCUUUCCUUUCG
This is a messenger RNA of Tuber aestivum (summer truffle), 2343 nucleotides long. Lineage: Eukaryota; Fungi; Ascomycota; Pezizomycetes; Pezizales; Tuberaceae. The record is from the annotation of a GenBank genome assembly.